CUCUAGGCUCUCCCAACGUCUAGGAAAGCAGCAAGCUGGGAAGUACGUCGCCCAUGCGUUAGUACAUGGGACCGCUGGCAGACAAGGAGGAUAGUCGGUUUCAGAACCAGCAUCCCGACUGAGAUAUUUACCGAUUUGACAUUCCUGCGCCACACUUCGACACACCACCGGGACUGGGAAAACCGUCCGGACAGCCUGAGGUCUGGCAGACAGCCGAGAGGCAAGCCCCGAAGUUUUGCGUGCUUCGUCCACAUCAACUUUAUCCUCAUGGAAACGUAGACUUAACCUACAUAUGGAUGGUUUGGGGGUAGUUACAUGGAGUCUGAGUUGGCACUUGGAGCAGUUUUCGAAAAGAUAAAGGCGGGAAACACAGUCGAAAAACUUUCCCUUAUUCGCGGAGGAGGAGGAGAAGAAGAAGACGGUGGGUGGGUCGGGCUGUGGUAAAGUCAUCUUUACGCACGUUCUUUGCCGGAGACAUUGCGCAAUCCGAGAUGCGCCUAUACACUUCGUGCGGAUGGGACCGCGGAGAAAUGCGAGGGAGGACACACAUGUCCGGAAUGCUGCGCUUUCUUUUCCUGCUCGCGGCUCUGCUGUCCUGUCACGGCUGUCCGGACCAAUGCUUUUGUUUCUCACAAACUGUGAAAUGCCAAAACCGGGGCCUGGACGCGAUUCCGCAUCCUCUACCGGCCAAUACCACAAUACUAUUGGUCACAGGUAACAACAUCUCCCGGAUCAGUGUGGACUCUUUCCCAACCCGCCUGCAGCUGUUGACAGAUCUUAACCUCAGUGGGAAUGACAUAGAGACCGUGGAUGCUAUGGUAUUUGACACGUUGCCAAAUCUCGCGCGGCUGAACCUGAGCAACAACAGAAUCCAGAAUUUCAAUGAAAGAGCUUUCCCUGUUGAUAAUAAAGUGCAACACUUGGAUCUCAGUAGGUCUUUCCACAAUCACUCCUUCAUGGAUGUGGUCCUAAGCUUUCUUCAGAGUGGAAACCUCCGCCAGCUGACAGUCUUGGACCUGUCCAACAAUGACAUGGUGAUUCUUCCGGACGACAUAUUCACCAGCUUCUCCAACCUGGUCACCCUCAGCCUGCAGAACAGCUCCAUCAUCUCCAUCCAGAACGGGACGCUGAGGGUGCCACCGCUGCUGCACCUUGACCUGAGGGACAACAGCCUGAGGUACCUGUCCACGUCCACCCUGGCAGAGUUCAGCCUCAAGCCUGCGCUCCGCAUCCAGCUGGCAUGGAACCCCUGGCGCUGCGACUGCGUCGUGGACGACAUGGUCCUCUGGCUUAGAAACUCCACUCAGGUCGUUGACGCGCAGAACCUGACCUGUAAAGACCCCGUGGCCCUGAGACGCCAGCCGCUCCUGCAAGUAGAGCUGUCCCAGCUGAAGUGUUCGGGCGACAUGAAAAGCGUCCUGGAGACUUCGUAUGUUUUCCUCGGCCUGGUGCUGGCUCUGAUUGGUGUCAUAUUCCUGCUGGUGCUCUUCCUGAACAGAAAUGGCAUCAAGCGGUGGAUUUACAACAUCCGGGACGCUUGUAGGGACCACAUGGAGGGGUACCAUUACAGGUAUGAGUUAAACUCUGACCCACGUCUGGCCAACCUGAGCAUCAAUUCGGAUGUGUGAGCGAGGACGGGACACUGUCAGGCACCCCGCAGUGAGAUAUUAAAUGACUU
Etheostoma spectabile (orangethroat darter) is the source of this 1678-nucleotide messenger RNA. RefSeq names its product trophoblast glycoprotein (gene tpbg). Gene Ontology annotation, cellular component: plasma membrane. Gene Ontology annotation, molecular function: protein binding. The record is from RefSeq and is a predicted model, not a curated record. Gene Ontology annotation, biological process: negative regulation of canonical Wnt signaling pathway. Lineage: Eukaryota; Metazoa; Chordata; Actinopteri; Perciformes; Percidae.